AAGGCACUGAAGAAGCCAGUCAAUAGCGAGUUCUACUACUAGUAGCUAGCCUGCUGAUCUGUUCUGUUGUUUAGUUCGCAAAGCCUUCUGUUUCGGCGACCAUGGAGGAUGAGAGGAACACCCAGCAGCACCAGGGCGGUGAGGCCCAGCAGGACGCCGCCGAUCAGGUGGACGUGAAGGAUAGGGGGCUCCUGGACAGCCUUCUCGGCAGGAAGAAGCACGACGACGACCAGGAGAAGAAGAAGCAGACGGAUGAGCUGGCGACCGGCAUGGAGAAGGUCACGGUGUCCGAGCCCGAGAAGCACGGGCACAAGGAGGAGGAGCACGAGGUCGUCGGCGAGAAGAAGGAGGGCCUUCUCGCCAAGCUGCACCGCACCAGUUCCAGCUCCAGCUCGUCGAGCGACGAGGAAGAGGAGGCGAUCGAUGAGAACGGCGAGAUUAUCAAGAGGAAGAAGAAGAAGAUGGGCCUCAAGGAGAAGCUCAAGGAGAAGCUGCCGGGCCACAAGGACGGCCACCACACGGCCGCACCGUCCCCGGCGCCCGCGCCCGUGGAGACGCAUGCCCACCACCAGGAGGAAGCGCACAGGCCGCACGUCGUCCCGACCCCGGCCCCGCCGCCUCCACCGCACGUCCACCAGCACGACCACGGCGUCGUCGUCCAGGACGACGUGAAGACCGGGACCCCGCCGCAUGCACCGGAGGAGGAGAAGAAAGGCCUGCUGGACAAGAUCAAGGAGAAGCUCCCCGGUGGCCACAACAAGAAGCCUGAAGCCGCUGCCGCUGCCGCACCGGCUCCGCCCGUCCACGCGCCGGCGCCGGCGCCGCAGGCGGAGAACGUGAGCAGCCCGGAUGGCAAGGAGAAGAAGGGCUUGCUGGGCAAGAUCAUGGACAAGAUACCCGGCUACCACAAGAGCUCAGCUGAGGAAGCAGACCACAAGGCGGACGCCGCCGGCGAGCACAGGACCAGCUCCUAAGGUCGCAGUCGCAGCGCGUGUCCUGGCCGUGGCCGGGCCUUGGGCGAUCAGAAGGUAGCUAGCGUUGGCAUGUGGGUUCGGUUCUGGUUUGCUUUUACCAAAAGUUUGUUUCAAGGUGGAUCGCCUGGUCAAGGUCCGUGUGCUUUUUAAGGUGGAUCGCGUGACUGGCAGUGAGUGUUGCUGCUUGUGUAGGACGUGGUACGUACGGGUUUUAUUUUGGUUCCAAGUCAAAAGUCACGGUCGGUCUGGAUGUUGUGUACUGGGUUUGUUGAAUUAUGAGCAGCUGCGCGUUGUAAUUCGGCUGGGCUACCUGGAUGCGUUAAUAAUUGCUUUGGUUUC
This is a messenger RNA of Zea mays, 1313 nucleotides long. RefSeq names its product dehydrin COR410. The transcript is spliced from 2 exons. Gene Ontology annotation, biological process: cold acclimation; response to water deprivation; response to abscisic acid. Gene Ontology annotation, cellular component: cytosol; membrane. NCBI's taxonomy places the organism in Eukaryota, Viridiplantae, Streptophyta, Magnoliopsida, Poales, Poaceae. The record is from RefSeq and is marked validated. Bases 102 to 974 code for a protein of 290 amino acids.